GUCCAAUCAAGAGAUGGGUUCAGACGCACACGCACAUGAGAAACCUAUAAUGUUGUCCUUUGCCCCGCGAACAGAUCUCCAUAUGGAACGUGUUGCUACCCUGGAGGGGCACAAAGGUCGAGUUUGGUGCGUGGCAUGGUGCCCGACAGCCAACAUUUUGGCGUCCUCUUCAGCUGACACAACUGUUAGACUAUGGAGUCAGGCGUCGGAAUCGGCCAGAGAUGCUAGUCCUACAAAAUGGAACUGCAUUGCCAUCCUAGAGGGGGAGCAUGACCGCACUGUGCGUCACGUGAGCUGGAGCCCAAGUGGGGAAUACCUAGCCUGUGCUUCCUUUGACCAUACAGUCAGUAUAUGGCGUCGAAGUUCCAUGGGAAGCUGCGAAUUCGAAGUUGAGGGUGUUCUUGACGGACAUGAAAGUGAGGUAAAGUGUGUGGAGUGGGCAACAGACAACAUCUUAGCAACGUGCUCGCGUGAUCACACGGUGUGGGUGUGGGAGCGGAUCGCUGACGGUGAGUAUGAAUGUUGUGGCAUUCUGACUGGUCACACGCAAGAUGUCAAGCACUGUUUGUGGUAUCUUUCACCCAAUUCUAAUCAGCACCCCCUUGUCCUCUCGUGUGGCUAUGAUGACACUAUUCGUGUGUGGUGUGAUUCCCAUCGCCAAGAUGACUGGCACUGCAUACAAACCCUAAAGGAACAUGAGGGAACUGUGUGGAUGAUGGCCUUCCAACGCUUGGAAUACUGCAUUGUGAAUGAAGAAGGACGUGAAUCAGGUGAAUGUGGCAACGAGGCAUGUAACGCGUGCACCCCCCAGCCGCUACUCUGCGCCUGCUCAGAUGACCGUACAGUUUCAUUCUGGAAGAGAAAUGCAAGCGGCAAGUUCGAGAACGUAGCCCGUGGCUCCGGAUUUGCAGAGCGUCCUAUUUACUCUGUGAGCUGGGCCCCGCAUGGUGAGCCCCUGGUAGCAUGCGGUAGUGGUGAUAAUAGCGUUACCUUGCUGAUUCUGUUCCAAGACUCUGCGGGUUUGCAUGCGCAGAUUGCCACGAAAGUGGUUGCAGCGCAUGAAGCAGAUGUUAACUCUGUCUCUUUUUCUUCAUUUGGUAAGUUAUAUGCGGAUAAUGAUGAUGGUGUGGGUGAUGGUCUCAAAAGUCAGGGCUUGCUGUUAGCUACAGGUGGAGAUGAUAAUGUCGUCAACCUAUGGACGGUCUCAGCUACUUGAUGCAGACGGGAUCACCUGGAUGGCAUGUGGUAAUUCCCGGUCGCCUCGGUUUGCUCAAGACUCUCAUAAAGACUGAGUCUUGAAAAACAAAUACUCAAAUAAUUGUGUUCUUGAUGGACUUUUGACUAGAAACAUCCGCGUUUUUCUGA
Phytomonas sp. EM1 is the source of this 1365-nucleotide messenger RNA. The record is from the annotation of a GenBank genome assembly. NCBI's taxonomy places the organism in Eukaryota, Euglenozoa, Kinetoplastea, Trypanosomatida, Trypanosomatidae.